Molecule: messenger RNA, 3077 nt
Organism: Drosophila novamexicana
Lineage: Eukaryota; Metazoa; Arthropoda; Insecta; Diptera; Drosophilidae
Product: synaptotagmin-11
Exons: 8
Coding region: 300-2102 (600 amino acids)
Biological process (GO): regulation of dopamine secretion; regulation of calcium ion-dependent exocytosis; cellular response to calcium ion
Cellular component (GO): membrane
Molecular function (GO): calcium ion binding; calcium-dependent phospholipid binding; phosphatidylserine binding
Source: RefSeq, a predicted model, not a curated record
AGCUUCAUUUGUUUCCAAAUUUGUUUGUCCUAUUCACAAAGAUAGUUUAUUUUCCCAUAAUUUUAGAGCUAGUUCCUUUAAGCUUGACUCAUUUUUCAAUUUUAGAAUCCCUGACUAAGAAUAAGUAGCUGUUUGUUAUGUAUCGAGCAAUCAAGGUCAUGACAGAGACAGUCAUUAUUCUGGACUUGCAUUUAGCAAUCUUGGCCUAAGACUUAGGAGUAUCUAAUACGUGACCCCACAGCGAAGUGUGAAAAGGCCGAAUAGCAAUUUAGCGUUUAGUCAAAGUUUAUCAACGAAAAAUGAGUGGCCUGGGUCCGGCAGCCUGUUGGCUGGCGCACAAGCGCAUUGAGUCUUGGUCUCGCAUAGCCAAGGAGCGCGUUGGUGCCGUUCGUCGCGUUACGCUCGACCGCAACUCGGCCGACGAGAGCAGCGGCAGUGGCGGCAGCAAUGGCUGCACCCAAGUAUUGCCGGGAAGUGAGGGCGCAUCCUCCACGACGCCGCCGCCGCAGCCGAUGACGCCGCCGCCAUCGGCCUCAUCGGUAACCUCAACCACCAGCGGCAUAGGAAGUGUUUCGGCUGGUAGUGUCAGCGAUAGCUGUGACUUGCCUACGGACUCAGAGGAAGUCAAUAUUUCGAAGGAGUCACAUCCCAUACAACCAGCCACACAACUCCAUGGAAUUCCUUGCGUACCCAACCAUCCGAUUCAAGCCGAUAUACUUCGUGGUCCCGCCGAGGUUUUCCACAGCCCGUUGCACUUGCACCACCAGAGUCGAUCCUUUCCGCCGCGUCUGCAGCGCACACCUUCAAUUUCCAGCCAGAGCAGCGUAGACAGCGCUCCGUCCAGGCAGUCGGGUCAUCGCGGCUCCUCUCCCCAAAUAAGGACUUUCGGACCUGAUGGACGUAGUUCAUUACCUAGCGAGGCAGCAUUCCCACAUCAUCUGGCCCGUUCGCCCAGUCCCAUGCGGACUAUUUCGCUUGACGCACGCUGUGGCAGCCCGGCUUCGGUCGAUGCGAGUGUCUUGCGGACCCCAAGUCCCUCCCAGUGUAGCCUGGCCUCUCUAUCAGGCCCAGGCAUGGUUGGAUCUGCGCCCAACAUGAUUAUGAGCACAGGUGCCGGAUCUGUUCACUGCAAGGGAGUGGGCGUAGGCAUGACAGGCAAUCGUUGCCUAUCGCCUUUGCUGAUACCUCCUCGUCCUCAGCCAGGCAUUGAUCCAACUGUGGGUCCUGCUUCGCCUCUUGGUGCUCUGCAACCGGACUUAUAUCGCAUGCCCGAUGGGCCGGUCUAUCUGACAGCACCCGGGACGAGCCACGCUGUGGGUCGUUUGCACUUGCGUGUCAAAUAUGAUUACCACCUUUUCGAUUUAACGGUUCAUCUCAUUGAAGCACACAAUCUGAGCCCCAUCGAGGAGGGUGGCUUUCGGGAUCCUUACGUGCGUCUCAUGCUUCAGCCGGGCGUGGACAACCGCAAACGUCAAACGCACAUACACCGCGGCGAAUCGAAUCCCUACUUUGAUCAGCAUUUCAAGUUCCCGGUUUCACGUGACCAGCUGCAGGGCAAGGAACUGGUCUUGCAGGUGCUCGACUAUGAUAGGUACUCGCACAACGACAUUAUUGGCGAAGUGCGUAUUUCGGUUGAUGGCCUGGAUCUGUCAAAAUCUGUUGAAAUAUGGGGCGAUUUGCUGCGAACUAAGAAGCCCAAGGAGGAUCGCCCGGAGCUGCUGUGCUCUCUGAACUAUCUACCACAGGCGGAGCGCCUGACAAUUGUAAUAAUGAAGGCCCGAAAUUUGGAUACCGUCCAAGAGCCCUAUGUCAAGAUUUACCUAAUACAAAACGGCAAGCGCAUAAAAAAGAAAAAGACUAGCAUCACUAAAUCCGACGAUGUUAGCAAUCCCAUCUGGAACGAGGCAUUUACAUUCAAUCUACAAUCAAAUUAUUUACACAGUGCCGCCAUUGAGAUAUAUGUGGUCGGUGCGGGCAGCGAGGCAACGGAAAUUGGCUGCUGCGGACUUGGCCCACAGGAGAGUGGAACGGGCUGCCAACAUUGGCACGACAUGAUUAACAAUGCCCGCAAGCCCACAGCCAUGUGGCACUAUAUACGCUAAGCGAGCGGGCAGCUCCACAUAAAUUUGCUUCAGUAUGAAAAUAAAAUCACAUUCAAUUAUUGAAGCUGUUUUCAAGCUGCUUUUAAAGUACAAAUUCCACUUAUUACGCAGCCUGUCUGCGUUUUUUGACUAAAUUUGACUAAAACAAAAGCUGGAAAAUAACCUUUUGUGAAUUGAAAUGUGACACGACACGCUAGUACAUAUAAUUUUAUAGAUUAGUUUUUCCUAAUGGUGUCCAAAUGUAACAAGAAGCAUACCAAGCGAACCUUGUUAUGUUCAAUACCGAGUACUAUUCAGAUAUAUAUAUAUACAUCUAUAUUAAUAUGCUAAUAACUUGAGAAAUGCACAAGCUCAAUCAAAAGUUCCUAUGAUACACACGAAACGAGCAACCGACCCAAAUACGAUCCAUGUUCAGCUUCAGCACUUAGGAUCUAAGAAAAAGGUCGCGAAUCAAAGAAAAGAACCCGAGCCGAGUGGAAGAAUGUAGCGUAACUGUCAACCGAGUUGUUGACAUUUCAGUCGGCUUUGACGAAGAGUAUUCAAGUGUGCAUUUCUUUAAUAAUUAUGAAUAUAAAACAUUUCAACAGCAUUUCAUAAGCUAAAUGCUCGUCAAUCAUAUAGCACAAGAACUACCCUCACUGCGCUACGAAAUUUGCUUAGACCACAGCCGGACGACGGAGCUGGGUCUCUUUGUAUUGGCGACAGUUGACAAAUUGGUCCUGUUGUCCUUUUUAAAGCCUCAGUUGCAUAGAGUGUAUGCAUGUGUGUGCGUAUGUGCGUCUUCGAGUGACUCUCAAUAGCUGACAGCUUAUAGUGCGUGUGGCAAAAGUAUUUGCAAUAAAUUAAAUGCCAAUAACUAUGGCUAAUUGUUUAUUUAAUUAAAUGUUCCUUCCAUUGCUAAUACGUGUACGUCUACAAGCUGAAGCCAGCGAAACGUUUGCAAAGCAUAAUGAAUAGAAUACAACGAUAAUAACA